AUGGCUGACGAGCAUGAUGUUACCUUCGAGUCCGCCGACGCCGGCGCGUCUCUCACCUACCCCAUGCAGUGCUCUGCUCUGCGCAAGAACGGCUUCGUCGUGAUCAAGGGCCGCCCCUGCAAGAUUGUCGACAUGUCCACCUCCAAGACUGGCAAGCACGGUCACGCCAAGGUCCACCUUGUCGCCCUUGACAUCUUCACUGGCAAGAAGUACGAAGAUCUUUCUCCUUCCACUCACAACAUGGAUGUCCCCAACGUCACCCGUCGUGAGUACCAGCUUCUCGACAUCUCUGACGAUGGCUUCCUCUCCCUCAUGAACGACGACGGUGACACCAAGGACGAUGUCCGCAUGCCCGACGGUGAGAUUGGUGAGAAGAUCAACAAGCUCUUCAAGGUUGACGAGAAGGACACCAACGUUGUCGUUCUCACCUCCAUGGGAGAAGAGGCCGCCAUCGAGGCCAAGGAGGCUCCUAAGCAGUCUUAA
Messenger RNA from Trichoderma gamsii, 483 nucleotides. Its product is annotated as eukaryotic translation initiation factor 5A. Gene Ontology annotation, molecular function: RNA binding; translation elongation factor activity; ribosome binding. Lineage: Eukaryota; Fungi; Ascomycota; Sordariomycetes; Hypocreales; Hypocreaceae. Gene Ontology annotation, biological process: positive regulation of translational termination; positive regulation of translational elongation. The transcript has 4 exons. The record is from RefSeq and is a predicted model, not a curated record. Bases 1 to 483 code for a protein of 160 amino acids.